GUCUCUGCAUGAUGUGUGUGCGCACUCGCUGGUCAUUCCGCAAUUUGACUUGUUGCGCCCGCAUCGGUCCAAGGAGAAAGAAGACGAACCUUCAUGGGGGAGACGUCACCGCUGCUCAACAGCGAGAAAGGCCGCAGCCGCGGCCAGCGUGCUCUGGCCAAAGAGGCGGACGUGGACGUGGCUGAGGAGUUCUGGGGACUCACGUGGAUGGCACUGCAAGUGUCGCUCUCAACCUUCGCUCGUAUCGCACUCAUCUCGGUGGACAGUGCGUUCCUGGGGCAUCUGGGUACAUCGUCACUCGCUGCUGCGUCGCUAGCGUCCACGUGGACGAAUGUGCCACUCGCUGGCGUGUGGUCUGGAGCGACAGCUCUCAUUACACUAUGCGGACAGGCCUGGGGCGCUAAGAACGGCGAACUCUCGGGCAUUUGGCUGCAGAUCGGGCUUGUUGUGGUCACAGUGUUGUCCAUACCCGUGAUGAUCUGGUACUGGAGCAUCGGAUACGUGCUUGAAGUGUCCACAGAUGACGCGGAAGUGGUGCAGCUGGGCGUGCGCUUCGCCCGCAUCCUGUCGCUGAGCAUCUGGCCGUCGCUGGUCUACGCCUGCGUGCGUCUGUACUUCCAGUCGAUGGGCAUCAUGUCCCCCGUCACUGUUGUAGGCACGCUAUCCAUCGGCGUGGCGUGUGCUGCCAACUACAUGCUGAUCUUCGGCGCAUUUGGCUGGGGAGGUCUGGGCUUUGACGGCUCGCCCAUGGCCACAGUCAUCGCUUCCUGGUUCCAGCCAGUUUCACUGAUCUCGUACUGUAUUUUCUACAAGAAGAUGCAUCUUCAGGCCUGGGGAGGUUGGGAUUUGAGCGCAUUUACGCCCGACAGACUCAAGAUCUUCAUGAACAUCGCUGGACCAGUUGCUGCCAACAGUAUGGUGUCCAAUCUGGCCAAUUCCGCCUUGACUUUAGUCGCUGCAAAGCUCGGAUCGGAUGUCAUCGCUGCUAACGCCGUGAUCUCGGGUCUCUGGUCACUACUAUGGGCGCUCUUCUGGGGUUACGGCUCGGCUACGCAGAUCCGUGUGGCCAACUACCUCGGUGCUGGACGUCCCAAGGCUGCGCGCGUGCUGGGCUUUCUGGGGUUCAUGUGUACUGUUGGUACAGUAGUGACGCUAGCCAUUGUGACGCUUAUGCUUCGAGAAACGCUUUUCCGCUUGUACACGAAUGACGACACGCUGCUGCAGUUGUGCAUGUUGGUCCAGCCGAUCUUCAUCACUGGCUACAUGAUCGAGUCGCUGGAGAUCCUCACGUCGUCAGUACUUGCUGCCAUGGGUGAAGUAGCGGUGACUGCGUGGGUCAGUUCGCUCAGUGUGUGGUUUAUUGAGCUCCCGAUCGCGUACUUUGGCGGCGUCACUAUGGGUCUAGGCUUCUCUGCACUCUGGUAUGGCGUGUGCACGAUGGAAGUGCUGAAACUCGCAACCUUCUCGUUUGUCCUGUCGCGUACAGACUGGACGGAGAUGGCCGAGCGAGCAGUGAAGAACAUGGAGGCCACGAGUGAUAGUGACACGGGCGUGGAGCAGGAAUCGCUGCAGUUCGCAAUGACAGAAGGUGGCAACACGCCUGGCAGUUUGGCGCCAGUGGUUCGGUCGCCUGCUGCCCAAGAACUGAUGACGCCGUCGGGUCGGCGCCGUCAAUGGGACCAAAUUGAGGACGGCACGUUGCUGCGCUCUCCUUUCUUCGGCCGCACGCCUCGAUCGGACACUUCGUUCUCUCAGGCUUAAGAGUUUUGCUUGAGACGACGGUAUUAUAUUAGCUGACACUGUGCUCAAGGUACCGAACGCUUCAGUAAUGGUAGUUUUGCAUUUCUUCUGCUGGUUUUUACUACGUUUUAUCUCACUUGUUGAGCUUUGAUCCGUUCAGUAGACUGUCGACUUCGUCGUCUUCUGGUGCUGGAGGAUUCAACGCCACGAGCUCUGGCACUUGGCAACAUGGACAGUGACCAGCCUUGAGGUACUCGAACUCGAAGUCUUCCUCGUGGAAGAAGCGACGGCAGUGGGGUGACAGGUAGAUUUUGAUCUCUGGGAUCAUGUUCUUGUAGUACUUGGGACGGAUGGCUCGUGUGGGAUACUUGACGAUGAAGACCUCGUUCGGACGGAGAGCACGCAACGUUCGAGCGUCCAGUUGAAGGACGCGAUAUUGAGCCGCCCCUGAGCGAUGGCCGACACUCGAGCCAUACGUCGCCUGCUUGUUCAGAGCUUGCUCGAACAGAUCCGUGCCGUCUUUUGCCCGGUCUUCUGCGCGCUCCGGUUCAUCGUCAUCGAGUUUCAUGCUCUGGGAUCCAUUACCGUAGUCGGUCUCUCGCCAGCCAUCGCCUGCUCGCUUAUUGCUGCCUCCUGUGUCUGUUGGGUGCAUCAAGAUGAGUUCCUCCGCUUCUGCGUCCGAGAGACCAGGCUGAAGACAAGAAGGUGGUUAGUACGUCAGUCGAGUACGGAGAAAGACGUUCUUACCUCGGGUUGGAACUCUACAAGCGGGAGGUUCUCGAACGACACGAAGGAGCGCACGAACGGAUGCCCGGAGUUGACGCAGACAUCGCCAGUGUUGUUGGGGUUCAGCAGAGGAUUCACCGUGGACGAGCGGUAGUCUACAGGCAGCAGUUCCUCGCGAUCGGCAUACGGUCUAGCUUGCAGUGUCAUGGCAGUGCACUCGACAACAGACUGCCAGUCCUGUCUCAACUUCAUCUGCAGCAGUUUAUCAUACGCUUGCCGUGCCAGUUUGUAGCUCUCCAGUUGCAGUCCAUGAUGUCCGAGUGUGAAGUAGAUGUUGCAGAGAGAGAUCCCAGGAGGAGGAGGCGCUGUCACCACGGUGUUGCCAUUGCCUCCUCCCACUCUGCCGUUGCUUCCUCGAGCCGACAGUUUGUUGAGAAGGAAUCGAGCAGCAUGAAAGAGCGACUCUGGCAGUAAAGUGGUGAAUGGCUCGUCAGUGAACGCGUAGAUCAUAGCGUACGCGUAGUAGAGCUCGGACAAGAGCUCAUUCUCUGUCGCUUCUGCGAGUCGUGUACGUUGUUCCUCGUUCAGCUCCAUGGGAUCUUCUACUUGCUGCUUGGAGUCCAAGAUGGUCUUCAUCUGCUGCUCGCAGAGUCUCCAAUGAUAAUAAGCCGCCGCACGGAAUCGACGCUCACUGACAGCGUUGUCUAUCAGUUGACAGAGCAACUUGCAGCACUGAUCAGGUCGCUGCGCUCGCGUGUACGCUUCCAACGCGUCAUCGAAGCGGUCCUGUGUCACCAGCCACUGCGCGUACGGCACAAAGACCUCAUCCGGUCGACGAACGCUGUCUCGGUGUCUAUCAGCCAAGCGAACUGCUUCUUCCCACUCCUGCAGUCGGAUGUGCAUCUGCAGCAACGCGUCGAGAUCUCCGAGUUUCAAGUACACAUCACGGGCAUUGGCGAACUGUCCUCCUUUCAAGAAAAAGUUGGCAGCUAUACCGAGUAACUGCGAGUUGGCUGCAACUUCAGGUCUACGUGUGAGCUCCAAGAGUUGAUCAAGCCAACCGUGUUCGCCCAGGAUCUCUCCAGCACGAACGUAAUUGCCGCUCGCAGCGUACAUUUCGGCAGCAGCUCGCCAGUCCUGGACGUCUUCAGCCCACCGAGCUUGUGCGAGCACGAGCUGCUGGACAUCUCCUGCCUGUCGAGCCGUAGCAAAGCGCUUGGCUUCGUCCCACAUGCGGAGAUCUGCGAACAUUUUGAUGGCACGUGCUGGUUCCCCACAGUCUGCGAACAACUUGGCAGCCAGUGGGAACUUGCCCUGAUGUGCCAUGAUCUCAGCCUGGAGAAGAGCCUUGACCUUCUUCCCCGCUUCUCCGCCGACAUCUUCACCUUCCCGGUUGCUGCCUUCACUCUGUGGAAGUUGCUGCUUCCAAGUCUGCUCUAGAGCGUUCACAAGCUCAAUGUAGCGAACGUCUCGCACACGGAUGAAAGCUUUACGGGCGACCGAGAAGCGCAUGCUCUUGAGGGCUUCCCACGCCAACAAACGCCAGUCUGCAGCUGUGACACCCAAACACGACACUGCGUAGGCUUGAUCGAAGUUGUUCUGCUCCAGGUACCGAUACAGAGGUGCAGAUUGAGGUACGUCGAUCGUUUGGACACUCAGCGCACUGAGUGAGAAGACCUUAGAGCCCGAGAAACCCACGACGAAGCCCUGCAUCCGUUGAGUGUGGCCUGGGAACUGACCCGCACGGAUCUUGAGCUGCCCAUUACCGCCGAAACACAGCAUAUCUUCACACUCGGUGUUCCAAGCCACACUGUUAGUGGAUCCUUCUUCAAACAGGAGCUGCUUGGUGGCCAAGUCGUACACUAAACACUUGUGCGAAUCAUCCACGACAGCAAGUUUUUCUCGGCUGGAAGAGCAAGCAAUUAUGGUUAGAGUAUAUCCGCACACUCUAAUUUAACCGUAACGUACUUGGCGCUGAUGUCGAGACAGGAGAUUGGACUGCUUUGCUGGAUGAGGGGAAUCGGGAACGGAUUAUUGAUGAAGAUCUGCCACACUGAGCCGUCUUUUAAUCCGACAAGAAGACCUUCACGACCAGGAGCACCGCCCGUCACUUUGAUGUAUCGGAUAAGCGACUCUAACACCCACUCGCGCUCUUUUCGUCCCGUAAAGUCAUACUGUUGCAGCUUUUGCUUCUGACACAGGAUAAAAUGCAAACUGGUGACAACUAACAAACUGCAUGGCAGGUCCUUCGUGAU
Messenger RNA from Phytophthora nicotianae INRA-310, 4721 nucleotides. RefSeq lists its product as hypothetical. Gene Ontology annotation, cellular component: membrane. The record is from RefSeq and is a predicted model, not a curated record. The transcript has a single exon. Gene Ontology annotation, molecular function: xenobiotic transmembrane transporter activity; antiporter activity. Bases 94 to 1761 code for a protein of 555 amino acids. NCBI's taxonomy places the organism in Eukaryota, Oomycota, Peronosporomycetes, Peronosporales, Peronosporaceae. Gene Ontology annotation, biological process: transmembrane transport.